This is a messenger RNA of Malania oleifera, 2379 nucleotides long. RefSeq names its product ABC transporter G family member 21. The record is from RefSeq and is a predicted model, not a curated record. The coding region runs from base 70 to 2103 and encodes 677 amino acids. Gene Ontology annotation, molecular function: ABC-type transporter activity; ATP binding; ATP hydrolysis activity. The transcript is spliced from 6 exons. Gene Ontology annotation, cellular component: membrane. NCBI's taxonomy places the organism in Eukaryota, Viridiplantae, Streptophyta, Magnoliopsida, Santalales, Ximeniaceae.
GAAACCAUAAACCCUGCUAAUUCUCGUGCCUUCCUCACCUUAAAGCUCACUUUUUCUCCUUCAACAUAAAUGAUGCCCCCUGAGCAGGAGACACGCCUCACCCGCGGCCCAGCCACCGCUCUCGUCAGGAACCGGACCGACAGUGCUUCCACCCAUGCCGACCCGCCCGGUUCAGCAAGCAACGUAAGCCCAUGUGUGGAAGAUGAAUUGCUAGACCACCAACCAACCCCGGUUCGAUUCUCCAACAUUCUACGUCAAUCCCUCCGUCCAGUGACUCUCAAGUUUGAAGAUGUGUGUUAUAGCAUUAAGCUGCAAACCACAGAGGGAACCUGCUUCGCUCCACCCAGCUCCAAACCCGCCCGAGCCAUACUCAACGGCGCGAGUGGAAUGGUCCGACCCGGCGAGUUACUCGCAAUGCUGGGUCCCUCCGGCAGCGGCAAGACCACCCUCCUCACCGCCCUCGCAGGCCGGCUCUCCGGCAAAAUUACAGGCACAAUUACCUACAACGACCAGCCCUUCUCCGGCGCCGUCAAGCGCAAGACGGGCUUCGUCGCCCAGGACGACGUGCUCUACCCCCACCUCACCGUCCUCGAGACCCUAACCUACGCGGCCCUGCUCAGACUUCCGAGUCAACUCACCCGAGCCGAGAAGGUCCAGCAGGCCGAGUUGAUCAUCUCGGAACUCGGCCUGACCCGGUGCCGAAACAGCGCCGUUGGUGGGCCCCUGUUCCGGGGCCUGUCUGGCGGGGAACGCAAACGGGUCAGCAUCGGGCAGGAGAUGCUGGUGAACCCGAGUCUGCUCUUGCUGGACGAGCCCACGUCGGGCCUGGACUCAACCACGGCUCAGCGAAUCGUGUCGGUGCUGCGGGGGCUGGCUCGUGGGGGCAGAACCGUAAUUACAACCAUACAUCAGCCGUCGAGCAGGCUCUUCCGGAUGUUUGACAAGGCAGUGGUUUUGUCGGAGGGUUGCCCGAUUUACAGCGGGGAUGCGGAUCGGGUCAUGGAGUAUUGCGGGUCGAUCGGGUACGGACCCGGGUUCAAUUUCGUAAACCCUGCUGAUUUUCUGCUCGAUCUUGCUAAUGGUAUAGCUCCUGCUACUAGACAAGAAGAUCAACAAGAGCUCCAUGGAAGAUCAGUUGAUGAUCAGAACUCAACCAAACAACACCUUAUAUCAUGUUACAAAAAGAAUAUUUACCCUGCCUUGAAAGCUGAGAUUCAAGGAACUCAUUUGGGCCCUGCUCUUUCCACCCCGGGAAAAAAAUCAUCAUCCCAAAGCUUUGAGAAUCAAUGGACUACCAGCUGGUGGGAACAGUUCAAUGUGCUGCUGAGGAGAGGUUUGCGCGAGAGGAAGCAUGAAUCAUAUUCGGGCUUGAGAAUUUUUCAGGUCAUGUCAGUUUCUAUUCUUUCGGGACUUCUGUGGUGGCACUCUAAUCCUUCACACCUACAAGAUCAGGUGGGGCUUCUCUUCUUCUUCUCCAUUUUCUGGGGCUUCUUUCCCCUAUUCAAUGCCAUAUUUGCAUUCCCUCAAGAGCGGCCGAUGCUUAUAAGAGAACGCUCCUCGGGCAUGUAUCGCUUGUCCUCCUACUACUUUGCCCGAACAAUGGGUGACCUACCGAUGGAGCUCGUGCUCCCAACCAUCUUUGUGACGGUCACGUAUUGGAUGGGAGGUCUAAGGCCUUCACUAACCACAUUUGUUCUGACACUCUUGAUCGUCCUCUUCAAUGUUCUAGUUUCUCAAGGACUCGGACUAGCCCUCGGAGCCAUUCUAAUGGAUGUGAAACAAGGCACGACCCUGGCUUCUGUGACUAUGCUUGUGUUCUUACUGGCCGGUGGAUACUACAUUCAACACAUUCCACCCUUCAUAGCUUGGUUGAAGUACAUAUCUUUUAGUCACUACGGCUAUAAGCUGCUGGUGGGUGUGCAGUACACAGAGAAUGAGGUUUAUCAGUGUGGGGUGGGUGUGCAGUGCAGGGCAGUGGACUUUCCUGCAAUUCAGUAUUUGGGUAUUGAUAAUAACUGGUUGGAUGUGGCUGCUUUGGCUGCAAUGCUGGUGGGUUAUAGGCUGUUGGCUUAUGUAGCAUUGAGGAUGGGGAAACCUCAUUGACUGCACAGAGAUUGGAGACUGAAAGUGAAGAAUCUCAAAGAAACUGAAGAAGAGGUUCUCCAAUUCGAUCGAAUGAUCAUGAACCCAAAACGUAAUCUCGAACCCAACCGGCCAGCAGAAGCAGUGUGAUUCACAAUCUCCCUUAAUUUGGACAGCAUGGAUAAAUGUAAAUUGAAUUCUAAUUGUUCAAAACCUUAUGUUAUCCAAUUCCAUGGAAUUUUAGAUAAUGUCCUUGAUUAUUUUAGUGAAAAUCUCUUUAAUUCCAAGUUUAUGCAA